AUGUCAGGCACGGCUCCGCCAGCCAUAAUAGCGCCCUCGAUACUGAGCGCCGACUUUGCCGCACUAGGCAAUGAGUGCUCCAAAACAAUGGGCCAGGGCUGUGACUGGCUCCAUGUCGACAUUAUGGACGGCCAUUUUGUCCCCAACAUCACAUUUGGAGCACCGGUUGUGUCCAAGAUCCGACCCCACGUCGAAAGACCCCAGAAGCCUGGCGGGAGGGGCACAUUCGACUGCCACAUGAUGAUUUCAGAGCCUCACCGCUGGGUCUCGACGUUCCGCGAUGCCGGCUGUGACCUUUACUGCUUCCACUACGAAGCGGCCAUCACCUCGGUAGCGGCCACGAAACCCGAAGACAAGACCACGAUCGAACCCACGUCGCCGAAGAAACUGAUACGGUACAUCCACGAACUGGGCAUGCAGGCUGGUAUCGCGAUAAAACCGGAAACAAGCGUCGACGUGCUCUGGGACAUACUGGAGGCUGAGGACAAGGAGGAGAGACCGGAUAUGGUCCUCAUCAUGACCGUGCACCCCGGCUUCGGCGGCCAAAAGUUCAUGGCCUCGGAGCUCCCCAAAGUGACGGCGGUGCGGCAACGAUACCCGGAUCUCAACGUCGAAGUGGACGGUGGCCUCUCCGAGUCGACGAUCGACCAGGCCGCCGAAGCCGGCGCCAAUGUCAUCGUGGCGGGCUCCGCAGUAUUUGGAGCCAAAGACCCGGGGCAUGUUAUACAGGUGUUGAGGGAGGCGGUGGAGAAGAGGAGAGGAGCGGGCAGGUUAUGA
This is a messenger RNA of Fonsecaea multimorphosa CBS 102226, 777 nucleotides long. RefSeq lists its product as uncharacterized. Gene Ontology annotation, molecular function: D-ribulose-phosphate 3-epimerase activity; metal ion binding. The transcript is spliced from 4 exons. Lineage: Eukaryota; Fungi; Ascomycota; Eurotiomycetes; Chaetothyriales; Herpotrichiellaceae. Gene Ontology annotation, cellular component: cytosol. The record is from RefSeq and is a predicted model, not a curated record. Gene Ontology annotation, biological process: pentose-phosphate shunt, non-oxidative branch; carbohydrate metabolic process; pentose-phosphate shunt. Bases 1 to 777 code for a protein of 258 amino acids.